This is a messenger RNA of Paramecium octaurelia, 1350 nucleotides long. The record is from the annotation of a GenBank genome assembly. NCBI's taxonomy places the organism in Eukaryota, Ciliophora, Oligohymenophorea, Peniculida, Parameciidae.
AUGUAAUAAGAGAAUCCAGAAAAUCCAUAAGCAAGAAUCGAAUAACAAAUUGAUCGCUUACGUCAAAUAGAUGAGUUAAGAGACUUGGGGAAAGGAAGACAAGGAAUUUGUAUAAACUUUAAAGAUCGAGUCUAUAAGUUCUUAAAUUUAAAUCGUAAUAAUAACUUGAGUAUAGAAGAAUUGAGAAGAAUGAAUUAAGUAAUAAAUAUAUAAAUUUAGAAUGAACUUCAUUAUUUGCAAUUAUUGACUAGUAGUGAUUAUACGUGUGAAGUUUAAAGCAAUGAAUGCGAUGAUGAAAAUUUGUGGAUUACAACAGCUUAUAUGAAUUUGGGCACCCUUGAUAUGGAUUGUCUUUUUAAUCAACAACAAUAAUUUUUAGAAAUGGAGACAAUUAGGAUCAUUUGUGUUAGAUUACUCAACAUAUUAAAUUAUUUUCAUAACAAUAGGAUAUUCCAUUUGGAUGUGAACCCUACGAAUAUAUUAUUUCACGAAGAAUUUCAGUUCUUUCAUGAAAACCGGUAAAAUGAUUUAGAAUUACCAAUUGAGUAAGGGCUCUAAAGUUUGAGUUAAGAUUUAAGAGCACCACAAAAAAAAUAAUUACAUUUGGUAGAUAAUAAGAUACAUGAUUACACCAAUCUGCAAUACAUUCUAAAUCAAAAAUUUUCAAACUUAUAACCUAACUAAAGAGGUUAUUUAAUCGAAUAUAGAUUUGCAGAUGAACAUGUUGCUCAAUUAGUAUUUUGGAUUAGGAGAUGGCUUAAAUUGUAAAACAGGGAAACUUUUAAUCCUAAAUGCAUAUAAGUAAAAAAAGGAAUCAGAAUUUGUUUCUGCGAUUUUGGUCUUUCUAGAUCAUUUGAAAAUAAUGAUUUCAACAGACCAGAAUUUAGAGAUGGCCCCUAUAAAACUCCAUACGAAAUUUUGGGGAGGAUUGUAUAUUAGAAUGAACGUAUAGAGGCAUGGAAGAUUGCUAGAUACUAAGAUCUCUUCUGUUUAGGCAUAACAAUGAUGAAUCUAUUAAUAAAUAAUGGAUAUGCCGAAAUCGAGCCGUUUAAAGAAGACGAGAAAGAUCUUGAACAAUUUCUUUAAUAAACUUACGGGUUACAUUAACUUAAAAAUGCUUGUCAUCCAGAUGACUAUAAAGAACUCUUAACAUACUAUGUUAUUCUUAGAUGGUUGGAAUAAAAUAUGAACAAUGAUUAAACACUUAGGUUGAUAUAUCGUAUGUUGAAAUUCAAUUUCAAUUUCACGUCAGAUAUUCCCUUAAAUUUGUAAGAAGACUAGGAUAUACCAUUAGAGAAUAUAAAAACAGUAUAAAACUUCUGUAGAUUAUUAACUGAGCAAUAUGGAUGA